AUGAACGAGCCUAUCCAGCACGUUCCUGCCCCUUGGGACUUGAAAGGGACGUCCUACUUCUUCAUGUUCUGGAUUCCAUCGUCGCAGGCAAAGGAGUUUCCAACGGACAUUGCGUUUUCCCCACUUGAGGCCCAGUCCUCUUUCGCGCGCUCCUCAGACUCAGGAUCGCCACAGGGAGGGAUCGGCACAAUCCAGAUCCACCGAUAUUCUUCUAGUCCCGUGGGGCCUUACGACGAGUUCAUCUUAUCAACUGGAGAGUACUCUUAUCAGGUAGAGGAGCAUGGUAAACGCAAGGAGAAGCAGAACAUGCGAAUCACUCGUAUCUACGUGUCGCAGAAGACGACAUGCUGGAAUGGUCGUAAAGAUUGGAGCAUCCCAAAGCAUCUUGCUCGAUUUGAGUUCAAUGAACUAGCUGGUGGUGGUACAGAGAUCAAGAUCUUCCCACAAGAUACGACAGGCGACGUUGCGGAGGCAGUGGCCGACAAAAAGUCUUUCUUCCGCACUGUGUACAAGCCGGUCAACUACUUGCCCAGUUUCCCGCUGACGACAUCGCUGGUCAAGUUUCUUGGAGUUGACUUGACCCUCGUACAGCCUCCUUUGCCAGAGGGCAACGGCAGCCAAGGGGAGCUCGUCGGUACCGACCGAUGGUGCAAGUUCUUUCCAACGAUUUCAAGCUCAAAGACGGAGAUUGGCUGGUUUGACAUGAGACAGGAAGAGCAUGCGAAGGAGGCGAACUUCUGGCCGGGCCUCGGACGAUGGAGGCUCGGGAUGAUGAUGAAGAAUUCUGACAUUUCAUUUGGGGGCAUGCAGUACUGGGAUACGCCGCGAUCGGCGCAAUAA
This is a messenger RNA of Colletotrichum siamense, 840 nucleotides long. RefSeq lists its product as uncharacterized. The record is from RefSeq and is a predicted model, not a curated record. NCBI's taxonomy places the organism in Eukaryota, Fungi, Ascomycota, Sordariomycetes, Glomerellales, Glomerellaceae. Bases 1 to 840 code for a protein of 279 amino acids. The transcript is spliced from 2 exons.